CCUUUCUCUCCUCUCUCUCUCUCUCUCUCUCUCUCUCUCUCCGCAGCAUGGAAUCCACAGAGGAAGAGCAACUCGAGCGAGUCAACUCACUCCCCGACCUUGAACUGGCGUCCACCAGCUCGAGCCCGUCCUCGAUACUCACCACAGAAGACUCUAGAAGCACCACGAGCUCCGGAGAGGUCUCGAGAACGACGACGAGCAGCUCCGGCGAGAUUCCCGCGUUGCUAGUGCCGGUUCUGGUGGACCGGACGCUCCUGACUGGAGACGAGCUGAGAGUGGCGGUGGCGAGGCCCAAGUGCGUCGGGAGGAACAACAAGGGAGUGACUUGGGGCUUCACUUCGGUGAUUGGGAGACGGAGAGAGAUGGAGGACGCCGUCGCUUUGAUUCCUGGCUUCAUGUCUUGCACGUGCGAUUACGUGGGCGGUUGUACGGCCCCAGGUUCCAAAACCUCUUCCGAGAUCUCCCCUGUUCAUUUCUUCGGCGUCUACGACGGCCAUGGCGGCAAUCAGGUGGCUAACUUUUGUGCUGAGCGGAUGCAUGAAGUGAUAGCACAAGAGUGGGAUCGGGAGACGGUUGAUGGCUACGAAUGGCAGAGAAAGUGGGAAACAGCAUUCUCAAUUGGUUUUGAGAAGGCUGACAAUGAGCUCCUUGAGGAGGCUAUUGCGUCAGAGAUGGUUGGUUCAACUGCAGUUGUUGCCAUUCUAUCUGGUUGCCAGAUUAUCACAUCUAAUUGUGGUGACUCGAGGGCAGUUCUUUGCCGAGGGACUGAAACAAUCCCCUUAACUGUUGAUCAGAAGCCUGAUAGGGAAGAUGAACUCCUGAGGAUUGAAGGAGGGGGAGGGAAAGUCAUAAACUGGAAUGGUGCUAGGGUGUUUGGAGUUCUUGCCAUGUCCAGAGCUAUAGGUGAUCGGUAUCUAAGGCCGUGGAUAAUUCCAGUCCCUGAGAUUUCAUUCAUGACAAGGACCGAUGAGGACGAGUGUUUGAUUUUGGCAAGUGAUGGACUUUGGGAUGUCAUGACUAAUGAAGAAGUGGGAGAGGUGGCUCGGCAUCUUCUAAGAAGGCGGCGAAGGUCAAUCUCCAGUUUGACUGAUGACAUUCCUCCGGCACAAGCAGUUGCUGAUCAUCUCACUGAAAUAGCAUAUGGAAGAAACAGUUCCGAUAACAUAUCCAUCAUUGUUGUUGAUCUCAAAGCAAAAAGAAAACGCCAGCAAAGGCAAUGAAAUGGAUUGGGUUCUCUCUGUUCCUAUAAAUCCAAUUCUAUCUCAGCCUCUCAAGUUCAGAGGUGAGAGGACAGGAAAGAUGUAGUGAUUCUCGGGUAGCAUCCCCCAUCUUCAUCCUUCAGCUACCUUUAUCUGACAUGUACAGAGCUGAUUCGAUCAAUCUCUUCAAACUGUAACAACUGGAAGAAGAAAAAAAAACCAGUUUGUUACAACAAAACAUUAGAUCAAUCCUCAAUUUUAAUUGGUUUGGUCGAGAAAAGAGUAAAAGAUCAUGAAGAAAACUGCAAGUUGUUCGAUAAUAUAUUUGCUUGAGGAUGAAGAGAAGAAAAGAAAAGAAAGCAUGACGGCGAGAAAGAUUUCCUUUUUAGCUAUUUGCUCUCACCCUUUUUCUUUCGACACACCCGUCUUCUUUCGGACUAAAAAAAGUGGAAUUCUGGGGGGAAAAUUCGCGAACUCAGCAUUUUGAAACACAAAAGCUUCAUCAUGUGCAUGCAUUUUAUUAUUUAUUUUCCGUUCAAUGCGUUAAAUAGAAAAUAUAGGCUUAUUUAUGAUUAUUUGCAACAAUGAAGGGGGGGAUGUGUUGGUAUGUGAAAUCGAAGUCAUGGAUAUUUGUCCUGUUGUCAAGUUCAUUCUGAUGGACAUAA
Prunus dulcis (almond) is the source of this 1864-nucleotide messenger RNA. RefSeq names its product protein phosphatase 2C 56-like. The transcript is spliced from 4 exons. Gene Ontology annotation, biological process: protein dephosphorylation. Lineage: Eukaryota; Viridiplantae; Streptophyta; Magnoliopsida; Rosales; Rosaceae. Bases 48 to 1220 code for a protein of 390 amino acids. Gene Ontology annotation, molecular function: protein serine/threonine phosphatase activity; cation binding. The record is from RefSeq and is a predicted model, not a curated record.